This is a messenger RNA of Centropristis striata (black sea bass), 1776 nucleotides long. Its product is annotated as nanos homolog 1-like. The transcript has a single exon. NCBI's taxonomy places the organism in Eukaryota, Metazoa, Chordata, Actinopteri, Perciformes, Serranidae. The record is from RefSeq and is a predicted model, not a curated record. The coding region runs from base 101 to 784 and encodes 227 amino acids. Gene Ontology annotation, molecular function: mRNA binding; zinc ion binding. Gene Ontology annotation, biological process: oogenesis; negative regulation of translation. Gene Ontology annotation, cellular component: perinuclear region of cytoplasm.
AAGAGAGUAGAUCCCCUCCACAGACUACCCAUGCUGACAAACACACCGUCCGAAACGCCAAAUCACCUCUGUGGACAUUAAACUCUGCAGCUCUGCCAGGAUGGAUUUCUUACACAGCGGUUACCUGGACGCGCGGUCUCCGUAUGAUAACACCUUUAAUUUUUGGAACGACUACCUCGGCCUGUCGACACUUGUCGCUAAAAACAAGAUCAACAGCCCAUCCUGCAGUCCCAACUCUAUAACCGAGUCCCUUAAAGCGACUCUGGGCUUAGAGGACGACUCCCCGGUUUGCUCCUGCGUAAUUGGGCACGGUAGGGACAGCGACGGACACUUGGACUGCUGCUGCGCGGCCCCGGGCUCCCCUCCGAUCUCCAUCUAUGAUCUCAAGGAGCGCAUCUCGCUUCUCAGGCCGUACGAGCACCUUACUGCCGACUCGCCGCUGGGAGACAGAGAUUCGCCCUCCUACAGGGGAAGCUUCUCCGGCCUCGACCUGCUCUCCAUGGACAGGAGGCGCAAACAGACUCAGAGGGGCAAGCCGGAGCCGAAGGUGUGCGUCUUCUGUCGGAAUAACGGCGCACCGGAGGAAGUUUACGGCACCCAUAUCCUGAAGACAGCGGACGGCAGAGUCCUGUGCCCCAUCCUCCGGGCGUACACCUGCCCUCUCUGCAGUGCCAACGGCGACAAUGCGCACACCAUCAAGUACUGCCCGCUUUCUAGAGAUCAGUCGAGCCAGAGAGUGGCAAAGGGAGGCAGACCAAUUGGCAAAAGGCUGAAAAUCUUCUAAAGCAAGGAGAUGAAUGAAGUUUGAGUUGCACUGUAAAUUACUAGUGUGUAUGGCAUUAUUUUUGCCCCAUUUCAUGCACAAGACAAGUCUGGAGAGAAAGAUUUUAAGAAGAUUUUAUUGAUUUUUUUUUUGUGUGUCACUGCUUCAGUUGUAAUGUUUUUUGUCUAUCUUGUAACUCUAUGGGCACAUAGUUUACAUUUGGACGCAUUGCGCGCAAUAUUUUCUCCUCCCCCAGCACUCUUAAGGACUUGGUGAUCAAAACUGAACCAAAGUACUGUACAGAUCGACCUGUGAAUGACCACCUUCAUGCUGUAAUCAGAAGUUGCUGUGUUUCAAGAAGCACAGUGCCAGUGCAAACAGCCCUGUGCAUGUCAGCAGGCAGCUCUACAGGGUUUAUGAGAUGCCAACAUAAAUUAAUAUGCAGCACUCCUGAUAUGAGAUGAAUGUUUAGUCCCAUACUUCAUUGGCCCGUGGAUGCAAGAAGUCUGACAGGCCUCGCAAGAUAUACUUCUUUUUACUGAGCACAGUUUUUUCCUGAUAUAAAUGUUUUCUACCAAAGGAAUAAUACACUUUUGUAUUGCAACUUAGCCUAAAGGUAAUUUCUGUAUUGUUUAUAUGUUGGAUGUCUUAUAUUCUUUAUGUGGUUUUAUGUGAAUAGUAUUUUGCAGAUUUCAACUGAAUGUAAAACAGUGAGAAGGUAGACCUGGCACGCAGUUCACCUACAUUCUCUUCAAGUAGCUCCAAGCUCUAUUAUUUCUCUUAACUAUUCAAAAACACAGAUGCUGAUUUGAUUGUUUUUGUUUUUUUCUGGAAAUAUAUUCCUGCAAUUCUUAUAAAUGUCUUAAAGGGGUGAACAAUUUUAGCAAUGAAAAGCCUGACAUUCCAAAGUCUUUAUCUGUCAAUAGAAAUGUUUUAUGUACUUAUUUUUACCUUAUGUAUCAUUGGGAAAUAUAUUCACUGUAAAUGACCUCUGAAUAAACAUGUAAUUUGGA